Molecule: messenger RNA, 1699 nt
Organism: Coturnix japonica (Japanese quail)
Lineage: Eukaryota; Metazoa; Chordata; Aves; Galliformes; Phasianidae
Source: RefSeq, a predicted model, not a curated record
AUGGGCAUGAGGAGGGAAGCCGUGCAGAGGGGCCGCAUCCCCCCCACUCACUCCAGCGCCAGCCCCACAGCCAUGCCCAGCGGGGAAUACUUCAACGGGCAGCCCGUGUCCGAGCUCAUCUCCCAGCUGCUGCGGGCUGAGCCUUACCCCGCCGCCCGCUACGGCUCCCAGUACGCACAGCAGGGCAGCGUGAUGGGCAUCGACAACAUCUGCGAGCUGGCCGCCCGUCUGCUCUUCAGCACGGUGGAGUGGGCACGGAACAUCCCCUUCUUCCCCGAGCUGCCCGUCUCUGACCAGGUGGCUCUAUUGAGGCUCAGCUGGAGCGAGCUCUUCGUGCUCAACGCGGCGCAGUCGGCGCUGCCGCUGCAUAUGGCCCCAUUGCUGGCAGCUGCCGGUUUCCACGCCUCCCCCAUGUCGGCCGAUCGCGUCGUCGCCUUCAUGGACCACAUCCGCAUCUUCCAGGAUCAGGUGGAGAAGCUCAACAGGCUGCAGGUGGACUCGGCUGAGUACAGCUGCCUCAAAGCCAUCGCGCUCUUCACGCCGGAUGCCUGCGGCCUUUCGGACCCAGCCCACGUGGAGGGGCUGCAGGAGAAGGCUCAGGUGGCACUGACAGAGUACGUGAGGUCUCAAUACCCAUCACAGCCUCAACGCUUCGGGCGGCUCCUGCUGCGCCUGCCUGCCCUACGCGCCGUGCCUGCAGCCCUCAUCUCACAGCUCUUCUUCAUGCGCCUGGUGGGGAAGACACCCAUCGAAACACUAAUCAGGGACAUGCUGCUGUCUGGGAGCACCUUCAACUGGCCCUAUGGGACGGGGCAGUAGGGAUGGUGAUGAUCCCGGUGUGCCCUGGGGGACCCUAUGGUGCCAUUGGGGUGGGGGUCUGAACUGUGCCAGAGAAGGGGGACCCCAAGAGCUGCAUGGCCACAGCCCUGUGCUCUGGAACCCAAAGGUACCGGCUCCUCACUGCAGGUGGAUGUUGGACUUUGCUGGACCCCAUCAUGCAGCCCCAGCAGCAAUCCUGGCUCUGGGAAAGGGGCUUUGGGACCCCCCACCCCCCCCAGACGUCGAAGUGGAAGUGAUGGAGCGUACAGAUAAGAAGCUCUGAACGUCCCCUUUGUGCCCUCCCAGGACAGAUCUAUCCUCCAGGACUGAAGAACCAACCCCAGAGCAGAGGAAUGCCCACCCCUCUUCCUGGGGUGCACAGGGUGGUAUUGGGGGGGGGGGUAAUUGGGGUCACAGAGCACUGUGCACAUGGGGGCGCAAUGAGAGGGGUCUUUGGGUGCCCUGUAGCUCACUCCAUCCCCACUGCCUGCUUCGUGCUUGGCUCCCCCCAUGGAUUUAAGGUUGAGGGGGGGGGCAGGGAAUGGAUGUGAGCAUCCUCCUACUAAGCUCUGUUUCCAAGCCAGGACCCUGUGAAAGGGAUACAGGUGGUGGUGGGGGAACCAAAAAUCCAGUGAUGGGGGGUGUUGAAUGGGGAUGGAGGUACCCCACAUCCCCCCCCACCCCCCCCAUCCAGGUCCUUGCAGCGGGGCUGUGUGUCUCAGGGGUCUGCACUGUGUGAGCAGUGCAGGGUUGGGGGGGAGGGGAAGGGGGGGGGAAAGCAGUCAUUUAGAUUGAUUCAUUGUAAAAAACCAACCCUAUAAUCCUUGUUCAAUGAUACUAAACCAAUUAACGGGCAUCAAUAAAGAUGUUUCUUACAAGG